AUGGUUCUCCUUCACCGACGUCUACCGCUCACAGAGUUGUCGGGAGCGGGCCUGGACCGCGUCAACCACCACGUCGAGUACCACUAUCUCGACGACGAACACCAAGGUGGUGGCGGCGGCAAGGAGGAGGCGUACCUCGCGCCGCGUGGGCAGGAGGUGAUCUUGACGCGACACGACGGCACCCGGUUCAACUGCACCCUGCCGCGCGUGGAGGCCUCCGCGUCGAGCGGCCAGACGCCCAACGUGCCGCGGCCCUCCGUCGUGUCCCUCCUCGCGCCGCUCAAGCACAACUGCCUCUACCGGCAGUUUCACCAGGAGGGCGACGAGAGGAUCGCCGCCUUCACGCUCGGUCUGGCGCCGCCCGAAGACCCGGACGAGGAGUCGGCACGCCGUAGGGUUGAGACGGAGGAAGGCCCUCGCGAGGUCUACAGCGAACUGCACGCCGACGGGACCAUCUGCGACAUUACGGGCAAGCCCCGGACGGUGCAACUGGACUUCUACUGCUCGCCCGAAACCCGAACCGGGAUGCUCGUUUCGCUCAAGGAGCCCUCCACGUGCAACUACCUGCUGAGCGUGGCGACGCCGCUGUUGUGUGCGCACCCCGAGUUCAAGGUCGAGGAGAAGGCCGAACAGGCCAUCAUCUGCCGCGAGCUUCCGCCUCAGGCUGAGGACGAAGACGACAGCAACGACGUUGAGCUGGAGCUGGACCCGCCCACCUGGCUCCAGAAGAACGCGGACUUAGUUGGGUGA
Messenger RNA from Acanthamoeba castellanii str. Neff, 750 nucleotides. RefSeq names its product xtp3transactivated protein, putative. Gene Ontology annotation, cellular component: endoplasmic reticulum lumen. Gene Ontology annotation, biological process: endoplasmic reticulum unfolded protein response; retrograde protein transport, ER to cytosol. The record is from RefSeq and is a predicted model, not a curated record. The transcript is spliced from 6 exons. Bases 1 to 750 code for a protein of 249 amino acids. NCBI's taxonomy places the organism in Eukaryota, Discosea, Longamoebia, Acanthamoebidae.